Messenger RNA from Megalopta genalis, 1503 nucleotides. Lineage: Eukaryota; Metazoa; Arthropoda; Insecta; Hymenoptera; Halictidae. The record is from RefSeq and is a predicted model, not a curated record.
AUGUUGCUCGGUGGUGCAAGCAGUGCAUUAAAUGUUAGCGAGCUAAAGUCUCAUGGCAUACUAGCCACUUGCCCGAGCACUUUGUUGCCCAGGAUGGCUGCUCCUUUGCGGGACACUUCGGCGAAGUCGGUGGCAAGAGCGUUCUUCGAAACGUGGGUGUCGCGCUACGGGGCUCCCAUGGUCAUUAUUAUGGACCAAGGAGCCCAGUUCGAGUCGCGAUUGUUCUCAGCCCUGCUGUCGCUAAUCGGGUGUGUGGGAGAUCCUGGUCCGGCGAUCAGGACUUACUCACGUAAGCACUACCCCUCUACUUCUAUCUCCACUCCUACACCUCUUCCUCUACCUAUACCUCUACCUCUAAGUCUACUUGUCUGCCUCUACCUCGAUAUCUCUUCCGUUACCUCUACCUCUAACACUACCACUACCUCUACCACUACCUUUACCCCUCUGCCUCUACCUCUACCACUACCUUUACCCCUCUGCCUCUACCUCUACCUCUACCUCUGCCUCUACAUCAACCUCUACCUCAACCCCACUACCUCUACAUCUACACCUAUACCUCUACUCUACUCCACUACCUAUACCUCUACCCCUGUACCUCCACCUCUACCUCUGCCGUUCUACCUAUACCUCCAGGCCACUGGCUCUACCUCUACCCCUUUACUCCUCUACCUCAACCUCUACCCCUCUACCUCCGCCACUCUAUCUCUCCCUCUACUCCUCUACCUCAACCUAUACCCCUCUAUCUAUACCUCUACAACUCUACCUCUACCUUUACCUCAACCCCCACCUAUUUAUACCUAUAUCACUACCGUUCAACAUCUACCUCUACCACUACCUCUAUCCCUCUGCCCUUCUACCUUUAUCUCUAUCCGUCUACCUUUAUCUCUACCCCACUGCCUCUACCUCAGCCCCUCUACCUCUACGUCUACUCUUCUACCUCUAUCUCUACGACUACCUCUAUCUCCCCCUUUACUUCUACCUCUACACCUCUGCCACUACCUCUACCUCUACCCCUCCACAUCCACCACUACCCCUCUUCCUCUACCUCUACCAUCCUACCUCUACCAUCCUACCUCUACCAUCCUACCUCUACCAUCCUACCUCUACCAUCCUACCUCUACCAUCCUACCUCUACCAUCCUACCUCUACCAUCCUACCUCUACCAUCCUACCUCUACCAUCCUACCUCUACCAUCCUACCUCUACCAUCCUACCUCUACCAUCCUACCUCUACCAUCCUACCUCUACCAUCCUACCUCUACCAUCCUACCUCUACCAUCCUACCUCUACCAUCCUACCUCUACCAUCCUACCUCUACCAUCCUACCUCUACCAUCCUACCUCUACCAUCCUACCUCUACCAUCCUACCUCUACCAUCCUACCUCUACCAUCCUACCUCUACCAUCCUACCUCUACCAUCCUACCUCUACCAUCCUACCUCUACCAUCCUACCUCUACCAUCCUACCUCUACCUCUACCUCUACCUCUAGCCAUCUACCUAUAG